This is a messenger RNA of Lentinula edodes (shiitake mushroom), 1663 nucleotides long. Its product is annotated as dihydroceramide delta-4-desaturase. The record is from RefSeq and is a predicted model, not a curated record. Gene Ontology annotation, cellular component: membrane. The coding region runs from base 67 to 1212 and encodes 381 amino acids. Gene Ontology annotation, biological process: ceramide biosynthetic process. Lineage: Eukaryota; Fungi; Basidiomycota; Agaricomycetes; Agaricales; Omphalotaceae. Gene Ontology annotation, molecular function: sphingolipid delta-4 desaturase activity. The transcript has 6 exons.
CAUUUACAUAUGGGCCGAUAUCAAUAACCUACAAGUUGAUUCUGGCCUUACGUGCAUUCUCUGGCCAUGUUUGUUGAUAAAGGAGACUUCAGCUUAUACGGCGGUGCAGAAACUCUCUGGGAAGGCAAACGUUCGCCACGUCGGACCAUUAUCACCACUCCGACCGCUCAGGAUGACGGGAAAUCUCACCCAGGACCGCCACAUGAUCCUAGUGACUUUUUGUGGUUGAUGACAGAGGAGCCUCAUCGUUCACGGAGGAUGGCGAUCAUGAAGGCACAUCCCGAGGUUACUAAAUUAAUGGGCUACGAGCCGUUGACAAAGUACAUCGUGUUUGGUGUAGUGUCUCUGCAGCUCAUCGUGGCAAUAGCUCUUCGCCGUACCCAGAUCCUCUCACCUUGGUUCCUCUUUUGUGCCUAUGCCAUUGGUGGAACUGCGAAUCACAAUUUAUUCCUUGCCAUACAUGAAAUCACACACAACCUUGCGUUCCCCGGAGUCUGGCCUAACAAAGCACUUGCGGUUUUCGCGAACCUACCUAUAGGUAUUCCUUACUGCGCCAUGUUUAAGAGGUAUCACAUUGAGCAUCACAAAUUCAUGGGCCAGGACGGAAUUGAUACCGACUUGCCUACCCGAAUAGAGCUCUUGUUACUGAACAACGUCCUCGGAAAGGUUUUCUUCGCGACCUUUCAAAUUCUGUUCUAUGCUCUCCGUCCUGGAUUUGUUCGUUCUCAGAAGCUAACGACAUGGCAUUUCGCAAAUUUCAUCGUUCAACUGGUCUUUGAUUAUCUAGUAGUCAAAGUGUUUGGUAUAAAGCCACUAGUGUAUCUGCUCGCUAGCAGCUUCUUUGCUGGUAGUCUUCAUCCAUGUGCUGGGCAUUUCAUCGCUGAACAUUACCUCUGGGAUGGUUUGGAGCAGGAAACAUUCAGCUACUACGGUCAAUUGAACAUCCUGGCUUAUAACGUUGGAUAUCACAAUGAACACCACGACUUCCCGUCUGUUGCCUGGACACGUUUACCCGCCCUUCGUGCUUUGGCCCCUGAAUUCUACGACACACUCCCUUCUCAUCCAUCGUGGCCAAUGGUGAUAGUGAACUUCAUCCGCGACAAAGAAGUUGGGAUAUUUGCAAGGGCCAAACGACUUGCGAAGGAGCCGGCGUCGGUCAACUUGAAAAUUGUUGAACAUGAUUCAGAGGUUGAAUCAGAUAAAAACGAGUGAUUUUAAUCAAUUACUUAGAAUGUUUGAAUAGGAUUCAAUUCAGAUAUUUUUUGUUUUGGAAGGGCGGUUUCCACACUUUUCCACAACAUAGAGACCAGAGAUAUUGGGUACUGCCAGUCUUCAUCAGAAGCAGGAUCUGUUCUCGACGAACACUCCUACUUGAACCAGAAGUCAAGAUCCAGAAUUUUGGUACUUGUCGAGGAGAUUGACGGUUACAUCUGAAGUAGUAACAUCAGUGAGUACCGUGAUAACUUGAAGCCGAGGGGCGAAUGUGGCUUUUCAAUUGCUUUUCAUGUUUGAAGGAAGCACGGGUGCCACGGUUUGAACUAGGAAGUAUUUAUGUUUGAGGAAUAGCACAUACAUAUGUACUUCAGCAGCGGUCUAAAAGAGUUGUCAUAGAAUGCAGCUCUACAACAUCAGUUGACAGUGGACACUGUGCUAUGGGAAUGGG